AUGGCUGCUCAAGAGCUCCUUAUCACUGGAACCCUGCCGGCUUUUCAAGUUUCCAGUAACGUCUUCAUCCCAUUUCCACCGCCUCCUCUAAGAGAUGGCUCUCUUUGGUGUACUCAAGAAGAGUCGUCAGAUAGGUUGAUGAAUUCUUUGGGUAUGCCAAAGUAUUCAGAUGGAUCUGAGCUUCAAAUGGAUUCACAAUGGGCCGACGUAGAGGAAAUUUAUGGAUAUUGGAUUGUAAUUCCGGUGGCAAGACUUUUACCUCCUCGACUAGAAGGGGUGCAAUUCGAACUACAGACAUUUCCAGUGGAUGCAAAAGCUGUUGCUGAUGCGGAUGGUUUGACUGUUUAUGUUGAUGCUGCUGACCCCAGAGAAGCACCUUACGUUCCCUUGGAUGUACGAGCAGCAUUCUUACGCCGAUCAGAAGCACGUCUGUCCAGGGAUUAUGCGACAGCAGAUGCACUUCAGCAGUUGAUCGCUGAUGCUGGUUAUAGAGUCUUAAAGGGUUCAUACGGUGAGGAUAUUCUUGUCAAGAAGUAUCGGAUACGGUUGAGGGGUAUUGAUGCACCAGAGAUCCAAAUGCCUUAUGGAAAAGAGGCAAAGGUAGAACUCACCGAGCUCCUCCAAGGGAAGUGUUUGACUAUUGGUGUUUACUGCGUGGAUCACUAUGGUCGAUUCGUAGGAGAUAUCCACUGCAAUGGAAAUUUUGCACAUAAAAUAAUGCUCCAGAAAGGGUUCGCAUGGCAUUUUGAAAAGUAUGACAAGCGCCCUGAACUCAAACAGUGGGAGAAAGAGGCUAGAGCUGCUCGCGUCGGACUGUGGGCAUCUCCGAAUCCUCAAAAGCCAUGGGAAUGGAGAAAAAACAAUCCGAGGGAGCACCGAACUGAAAUGAGAGACUUCCUGGGCGCAAUGAAGGUGAAAGAAAUCCCGAGGGCCCUGUUUAGCAGCAGAAAUGUUCAGGUGAAACUGGCAGAAUAUUAA
This is a messenger RNA of Papaver somniferum (opium poppy), 978 nucleotides long. RefSeq lists its product as uncharacterized. The transcript has 7 exons. Gene Ontology annotation, cellular component: cytoplasm. The record is from RefSeq and is a predicted model, not a curated record. Lineage: Eukaryota; Viridiplantae; Streptophyta; Magnoliopsida; Ranunculales; Papaveraceae. Bases 1 to 978 code for a protein of 325 amino acids.